AUGACGUCAUCCUGCUGCCAUCCCCGCGCGGGACGGGCGCCAGGAGCCGCGGCUGCCGCCGCUGCCCGCCCGGAGCCGCCCUCGGCGGGGCGGGUCGCGCAGCGCAGCGCGGCGCAGCGCAGCGCAGGGCGGGUCCCGGCGCAGAGCCGCUGCCGGGUGCGCUGGGCCCGGGCAGCCGCCGUGCCAGCAGCUCUCGGCGGGGCGAUGCGGAUGGCGGUCGGUGCGGCAGCGGGCGAGGGGGCAGCGCAGAGCCCCGGCCCCGCCGCCGUGUCGCUGGGCUUGAGCGUGGCCGUGGUCUCCAGCCUGGUGAACGGCUCCACCUUCGUCCUGCAGAAGAAGGGGAUCGUGCGGGCCCGCGGGCGAGGUACUUCGUACUUAACAGAUAUAGUAUGGUGGUCUGGCACUAUUGCAAUGGCUCUGGGUCAAAUAGGGAAUUUCUUGGCCUACACUGCAGUCCCAACUGUGCUAGUGACGCCCCUGGGAGCUCUUGGCGUUCCAUUUGGGUCCAUUUUAGCUUCUUACUUACUGAAAGAAAAACUGAACAUUCUUGGCAAGCUGGGAUGUUUGCUGAGCUGCGCUGGGUCUGUUGUUCUCAUCAUCCAUUCCCCGAAGUCUGAGAGUGUAACAACUCAGGCUGAGCUUGAAGAGAAGCUUACAAAUCCAGUUUUCGUGGGUUAUCUCUGCAUAGUGCUGCUAAUGCUUCUCCUGCUUAUCUUCUGGAUAGCUCCAGCUCAUGGACCUACUAAUAUCAUGGUUUACAUCAGUAUUUGCUCUCUGUUGGGCAGUUUCACUGUUCCCAGCACAAAAGGCAUUGGGCUGGCUGCUCAAGAUAUCUUUCACAAUAACCCAUCGAGUCAAAGGGCUCUGUACCUCUGUCUGGUACUUCUGGCAGUAUUAGGAUGUAGCAUUAUCAUUCAGUUCAGAUAUAUCAAUAAGGCACUGGAAUGUUUCGACUCCUCUGUGUUUGGUGCCAUCUACUACGUUGUGUUUACCACCCUAGUCCUGCUGGCUUCAGCCAUCCUUUUCAGGGAAUGGAGUAAUGUAGGAGUGGUAGAUUUCUUGGGAAUGGCUUGUGGAUUCACCACAGUAUCUAUUGGAAUUGUUCUUAUACAAGUCUUCAAGGAAUUCAACUUCAAUAUCGGGGAUUUAAAUAAACCUAACAUGAAGACAGAUUAAAAUAUUUUUUGAGGGGAAACUGGAUGGCUCAGGGAAGGAUGCAGAGCCUUUCAUUUCUAGGUCACUGAUUCAAAUAUGAUUCAGGUUGGUAGUUACCCUCUGACGAUUUGGUGGCCUAUGUGAAAUGAAUUGGAGGCCUCCAUCCAGUUUCAAAGGAACAGUUGUCCAUGUACCCCAGUCAACACAAUAAAUGACCUUAAUUGGAACCACUGAUUGAGUCAGCAUAGAGACCGAUGUAUUUCCUUACUGUAAAAGGUAAUCCAUCAGAAAAUAUCUGGGGAUACUCCGACAGACCUGUGUGUGAAAGCUUGUAUUGUGGCUUCUGAGGUACUGUUUCUGUGGGCAGAGAACAUCAGUUUCUAAUGCACUCAAUCUGACACCUUUAAUGAGUGAUGUAUACCUUAAAAUAUAGGGAGGAAAAAAAUUGAGUGGAACGAUUUGUUAAUCUCAAUAUAGCAAUGUGUUCACCGUCAAGGCUGUGAAUUCGGAGACAAAUGUUGGUUGAACCAUGGACUGCAGAUUUGUCCUUUUUAGUGACUGUCUCGGCAACUUGGUCUGCCAUGCGGUGAAGACACUGGGGAGUUUUAAAUUGAAUUCUUUAUACAGAGCUGUGGACCCUUAAAAAUCUUUCACUAAUUACUUAUCAGCUGAUGGUAGUGUCCAGGUAUGCAUUUUUCUUUGUAACUUACGUGCAUUAAGACAUAACCGCAUUCAUCUGAGUUUUUAAUUGGGAGCAGACAGAAAGACUGUGAAGGAUGUGGAAAUGAUGCACAGACUCAUUGCCUAUAUGGUGGCUUAUUUGUAAGCAGCUCAGAACUAUUUCAGUGCCUUUGUAAUCCAAAAAUACUGCGUAAAUGUGAAUGUAUUUGUUUCAGAUGGCCUAUACCGGUUUAAUAAUUCAAUUUCACUGUCUAUAAUAUUGGACUGUAUUCAAAUUCUAAACACGCAAAGCAUCCAGAAGGAGCCACACAUUUUUUGAAGAAUUUACAAACCCGAACUGAAACCCUUAGAUGCCUUGACAGCUUCUGAAAAACCCAUAGUCCUAAUGGGAAGAGGUAAUCUACGGGAGGACUGUUUAAAGCAGUCCAGCAUACCUUUAUUUUAGUUAAGUGACUAAAUUCAGGAAACCAUUUUGUGAAGUAGCUAAUAAGCAGGGACCACAAAAAAAAGCAAUUU
Gymnogyps californianus (California condor) is the source of this 2352-nucleotide messenger RNA. RefSeq names its product NIPA magnesium transporter 1 (gene NIPA1). NCBI's taxonomy places the organism in Eukaryota, Metazoa, Chordata, Aves, Accipitriformes, Cathartidae. The record is from RefSeq and is a predicted model, not a curated record. The coding region runs from base 1 to 1176 and encodes 391 amino acids. The transcript is spliced from 5 exons. Gene Ontology annotation, biological process: magnesium ion transport. Gene Ontology annotation, molecular function: magnesium ion transmembrane transporter activity. Gene Ontology annotation, cellular component: membrane.